GAUAGCAUAGGCCACUCUUCUGGGGCAGAGAGGCAGACAGCGAGUGCCACAAUUCUUCCAUGGCCGUCUCACUUGCUCAGACCACUCUCUUCUCCAAAACCUCAUAUUUCCUCCGAGGAAAUGCUCUUAAAUGCUUCACCUUUUCCGUACCUUUCUCUUCAUCUUCUGCUUCAGUUCUCCGUACAGGCAAGAAGGCGAGGCAACCCAUUGUCUCUGUUCUAGAGCUCGGUGGAGUCAAGAUCGCAAAAGACGAUGUUGUGAGGGAUGACCCAACAAACAAUGUCCCGGAUACAAUAUUCUCCAAACUCGGAAUGCAACUUCAUAGAAGGAAUCAACAUCCAAUUGGGAUUCUUAAAAACGCAAUCUACGAAUAUUUCGAUACUAAUUACUCGAACAAGUUUGAUAAGUUUGAUGAUCUGUGCCCAAUUGUUUCUGUACAGCAGAAUUUUGAUGAUGUCUUGGUUCCUGCUGAUCAUGUAUCCAGGAGUUACAAUGACACAUACUACAUUGAUCCUCAAAUUGUUUUGAGGUGCCAUACAAGUGCCCAUCAAGCAGAACUGUUAAGAAGAGGACACACUCAUUUCCUUGUAACAGGAGAUGUUUAUCGCAGAGAUUCUAUUGAUUCAACACAUUACCCUGUAUUCCAUCAGAUGGAAGGUGUGCGUGUAUUUUCUCCAGAUGAGUGGGAGGCAUCUGGCAUGGAUGCCACAUCUUAUGCUGCAGAAGAUUUAAAGAAAUGUCUUGAGGGAUUGGCGCGUCACUUGUUUGGUGCUGUUGAGAUGCGCUGGAUUGAUACAUAUUUCCCAUUUACUAAUCCAUCUUAUGAGCUUGAGAUAUAUUUUAAGGAAAAAUGGUUGGAGGUUUUGGGCUGUGGGGUGACUGAGCAAGAUAUAUUGAGGAAAAAUGGGAAGCUGAAUAAUGUUGCUUGGGCAUUUGGACUAGGAUUGGAGCGCCUAGCGAUGGUCCUAUUUGACAUACCGGAUAUUCGACUUUUUUGGUCAAGCGACGAGCGUUUUACCUCCCAGUUUUCCAAGGGCCAACUGGGUGUCAAAUUCAAGCCAUUCUCGAAGUAUCCUCCUUGUUACAAGGACAUGAGUUUCUGGAUCAAUGAGUCAUUCACCGAAAAUAAUUUAUGUGAAAUUGUCAGAGGUGUUGCUGGGGAUCUUGUUGAGGAGGUCGUGCUGAUUGACAAUUUUACCAAUAAGAAAGGGAUGACAAGUCACUGUUAUAGGAUUGCAUAUCGGUCAAUGGAACGCUCGCUUACUGAUGAGGAAAUUAAUGACCUGCAGUGGAAUGUGAGAGAGCAAGUGCAAAGCAAGUUAAAGGUUGUCCUAAGAUGAGAGAGCCUCGGGGUCCGGCAAUGCGGAUCGGGUAACAAAAAAAAAAACCAUGUAAAUUUUUUGAAGUUAGAGGUGUCAGAUUUUCUAAUUUAAACAACACAGGCUGCAUUUUUUAUGUUGAAUGUAUUAUGAAAAGGAAAGAUACCUAGCUUAAGGGGCAUUCUCCAAAACAAUAAGAUCUUCUGGACAUAAACGAUUGACUUCAAGAUUACUAGUUUUUUUUUUUUUAAAUUUCUUUUUAGGAUGGACACUUAUAAAAAUAAUACAUUCACUAUGAAACUUCCCACCUUC
Molecule: messenger RNA, 1631 nt
Organism: Carica papaya (papaya)
Lineage: Eukaryota; Viridiplantae; Streptophyta; Magnoliopsida; Brassicales; Caricaceae
Product: phenylalanyl-tRNA synthetase class IIc family protein
Biological process (GO): phenylalanyl-tRNA aminoacylation
Cellular component (GO): mitochondrion; cytoplasm
Molecular function (GO): ATP binding; tRNA binding; phenylalanine-tRNA ligase activity
Source: RefSeq, a predicted model, not a curated record